Messenger RNA from Dermacentor andersoni, 1041 nucleotides. It is a transcript of the gene mRpL46, whose product is annotated as mitochondrial ribosomal protein L46. Gene Ontology annotation, cellular component: mitochondrial large ribosomal subunit. Gene Ontology annotation, molecular function: structural constituent of ribosome. NCBI's taxonomy places the organism in Eukaryota, Metazoa, Arthropoda, Arachnida, Ixodida, Ixodidae. The record is from RefSeq and is a predicted model, not a curated record.
CAAAGCUGUUUCGCAGUAAACAUGGCGCUGCCUAGCGUGAUGCUCGUUGCCAGAGCGCCGGGCAAAUUAUGUAGGAACACGCUUUGCCUUCUGAGGACUGCGUACAGAAACGAAUUAGUACUUGCUCGGUCCUGUUCAUCAGCAAAAGGAUCCUCGUCUGGUUGGGACUUGGUUGGUGCGGUUGCUCUCGAGCGUAAGCCUGUCAUCAUGCCGGAGCUGAAUGCUCUCGAGAAAAAGUACCUUGAAGUUCUGCGCGCCAUUGAAGUGGAGGGAAGCCUGCUCAGCGACCAUGAGCUGCAGCUCCUUGAGGACAAAAAGAAAAGGCAAGACCCAGAGGAAGGGGUUGCCAUCAAAGUCCAAACAGCACAGGACAUUGAAGAUGAGUGGACCAAGAAGGCCAAAGAGUUCAAGCCUGCCUCACGGUUGACAGAGGCUGAUUCGAAGGGGGACACGCGGACCACACUGCGCUGCCUCGACCAGGCGCUUCUGCUCGUCGUGAACCAGCAAUUGGGCAAGGGCCAUCGCUGGAUCCUGCCACAGACACUCCAUACCAAUGGUGAAACAAUGCGACAGACUGCUGAACGUGCACUGACUGAAGUCUGCGGGCCAGCUUUGGAGACUUUCUUUCUUGGCAACGCACCUGCAGGUUACUACAGUUACAAGUAUCCACCUGAAUUCCAAAAGAAUGGCAUCCAGGGGGCCAAGGUAUUCUUCUUCAAGGCACAGCUCAAGAAAGGUGCUUUGUCUGUCAGCGACUUGAAGAAGCUAACGAAGGCAGAUGACUUUGCCUGGCUCACAUACAGAGAGCUCAGUUCUAAGAUGCUCCCAAGGUACUGCAAGGCUGUGCAGUCCUUCCUUAUGGCCCCCGAAGAAACACCAUACCAACACCUACUUGACAGAGCCUUGUCUUCGAUAACACGGCAAAAAUCAAGCAUCACACCAGAAAUGCCGCGUGAAAGUAAAUACGCCGCAAAGGCUGUAAAAAGCUAAGGAACCUGUUUCACAAUAAAGUUGAAGUUAAUGUAGCUAUUUGGCAGCUAA